Asterias rubens (European starfish) is the source of this 2096-nucleotide messenger RNA. Its product is annotated as histamine N-methyltransferase-like. Lineage: Eukaryota; Metazoa; Echinodermata; Asteroidea; Forcipulatida; Asteriidae. The transcript is spliced from 3 exons. Bases 205 to 1164 code for a protein of 319 amino acids. The record is from RefSeq and is a predicted model, not a curated record.
CACUGGUAGACGUAGACGCGCUGAUCUAGACGUAGCUGUAGCAGCCGAAGUCGUCGUUUCGGACACGGCCAAUCUGUUGGGGGACAGAGUAAAAGAAUUAAAACCACUACACAUCUACCUCCACUUACAGAACGUACGUUGUUUACGUUUAUACGUUUACGUUAGUUUACUCAGCAGAAUCCACAAGUUUGGACACGAAACAAAAUGGACGGACAAAUCGAGAAGUUCCACUCCAUGUUCCACCCAACUCUUCCGCUGGACUCUGCCUACUACUCGAAAUGUUAUCAAACUUUGUUCAGAAACUUGGAGUUAAAAGAACCAUUCGAACCAUGGUUCAGCGAGGUUCUUGGAGUGGCCAUACGGGACAAACUGCUCGGAAGUCCGGUCGUCGUGGCUGAUUUAGCAAAGGACAGAAAACUCAGGCAUCUCGGUGUUGGCAGUGGGUCAGGUGAACUUGAAAUGCAAAUAUUUGUUCCUCUUUUGGACAAAUUUAAGCACAUCCACAACCACGUGAUUGAACCAAGUGAAAAGCUCAUAAGCAUCUACCGUAAUUCACUUCAAACUGAUCAGGCAACAGCCGUAGGUGUUGAGUUUGACUGGCACCAGGAGUCAUUAGAAGAGCACCAAGCCCGACACAGCAAUCAAACUCCUGAGCUGUUUCAUGUCGUCACCGCAGUACAUUCCAUUUAUUAUGGUGGCCGUAUGGAGGACAAAUUACCAUUCCUGUAUAACAGUUUGAUGAAUGGCGGAGUAAUGGCUUUUGUAGUCAAAUCAGAGACCGACAGUCUGAGCAACGUGCAAAGGCAGUUUCUCUCCCCAAACAUACCUGGCUACCGUUACUAUACCAAACAGUGGAUUCAAGCCUUUCUCGAAAGUAACAACAUCCCAUAUGAAACAAUCGAUAUCCCACGGUGUUUCAUUGACGUCACAACAUGCUUCGACGAACACUCAACAGAGGGCGCUGAGCUUUUGGAUUUUAUUUCCCACAUGAGGGACUUUCGAAAAGACGGGGUUAAAAGAGAACAGCGGGAAGAAUUUAUGAAACUUCUUCGUCAGAAUGCACACAUGGUCGGGGAAAAGCUAAUUGUGACCCAUGACACGUCAGCAGUUAUUGUACAGCGCGGUAGUCAAGAGUUUAGCUCCACUGUCAUGUCACAGGCCUAGACUAUGUACCGCCUUUAAUGGACCUGGUCGAUUUCUUACAACAGUUCCUAUGGUAGAUACAUGGAUUGUCAGAUCAUAAAACAACCAUUGAGAUGGACAAUUCCAUUGUCAGUCGCAUUACACUUUUCUGUGUCAUUUUUUGAUCUUGGUGCUAGUAGUACUAUGUGAGAUAUUCUUUCCACUUGGUUUAUACAUGUAGACUGAUUUGUACUUGACAGCCAAGGCUUUGAAGUGAUGAUAUUAUAAUUGUUGUGGGCUUUGUGCUCUGGAUGUUAUAACGUUGUAAAAAGCAGUCAGUCGCUAUACAAAAAGGACAUGGUCAAAAAUACACUAGUCACAAUUCAAAAGUUUCCUGUAACAAAAAACAUGUAACACAUAACUCUUAUAUGGGCCUAUAUGAUUAUCCCACAGGAUACUUAUAAGUGGUCAGCAACUUGAACUUUUAUGUAUACAUGGCAAAACCAUGGUCAGUCGCAUUACGGUCAGUCGCAUUACAGUUUUCCAUUCCAUUUAGCUACGCCUGCAUGGAGCCCAAGCUGAGUUUUUAUUGGGCAAAAUUGGGUUUAAACCUUGUCAACAACUCAAAUAAAUUGAUUUUAUAUGUUAGCUAUAAAUUUUAAGUGGAAAAAAGUUGUGACACAAAUUUCUUUUUUUUUGUGUCAUAUCCAAGUUUGCUUGAAUUUCCCAGAUGCUUUGGAUUCUAAAGAUAUUAAUUUUGUGUAAAGUAGUAGCAGUACUGGAAAAGUCUGUUGACUUGUUUGAACAUGGACGAGGGAUAAAAGUGGGGUUUAUUUCUUUUUGUAACUGGGUAUUAAAGGGGACUCAGUUUGGCACUGUACUAAUGGCAAAUGUUUUGUUGAAUUUGUCAAUUAAAAGUUUAAAUGCAUGUGUAUAAAUAAAUGAUAAUAGUCACAUGUGGUGAAGUAGAAUUA